Malaclemys terrapin pileata is the source of this 3362-nucleotide messenger RNA. It is a transcript of the gene SEC16B, whose product is annotated as SEC16 homolog B, endoplasmic reticulum export factor. Bases 97 to 3207 code for a protein of 1036 amino acids. The transcript is spliced from 25 exons. The record is from RefSeq and is a predicted model, not a curated record. Lineage: Eukaryota; Metazoa; Chordata; Testudines; Emydidae. Gene Ontology annotation, cellular component: endoplasmic reticulum exit site; ER to Golgi transport vesicle membrane. Gene Ontology annotation, biological process: Golgi organization; COPII vesicle coat assembly; autophagy.
CCCAACCAAGAGGGAGGCAUGUAGCCCGGAUGGAGGGCCAGGACAGGGGGCCAUGGGGAGAAGGCUACCACAGACCUCGACCCCAGUCUAGGCAUAAUGGUGAGAGGUAUUACCACCACCAACAGGACCUCAGAACAGGGCCUCAACUGUGGCCAGACCCAUGGAUGGAGUACCACCACCCCAGCUAUCCUGGCAGGCCAGAGGACCAGAUCAGACCAGAUUCCAGAGCAGAGUAUUAUGAAAGCAGUUAUCUCACUAGACCAUAUUCAAGGCAAGGCUAUGAGGACCCCUACUGGAGCUACCCAUCGCCAAGCUCUGGGGAAGACUACGCUUUCAGAGGUUAUCACAGACCCUCCCAAGUACUGCAGCAUGAGAGAGAUCUUUAUGGUGGUUUUCUCUGAGUGUGCAGAUCCAAGGCACGAAGAUCUUUAUGGCAGGCACAUGAAUUACUGGGAUCAGAACUACUACAGAGACUCCCGUCAUGACCAGGAUACCAGCCCAUUUGGGCAGAACGAUGUGGCACAAUACCGCUCAAAGAGCUACAGUUCCUAUGAGGAGAAGUACAUCUCUACUCCCAGGCAGGAACAGAUUGGGGUGGAAGCCCGGGGGAACUGCGUGGAGGAUGCCAGCUUCCAGCCAUAUGAGCUCCCCGCCCCACGUGAGCUCAGCCGGCUCGUGCAGUACAAGGAAUCUGGCCUCAGCUCCAGCAGUUAUGAACUCAGUCAGUACAUGCGCGACUCUCCCAAUCAGUACGACCCAGAUCCUUCAGAGACCUGGAGUCCAGUUCAAACAGAGGAAGUCUUGCUGUCCACUCCGCACCACGUGGCACCGCAGAAGUAUUCCCUCCCUCACGUGCCAGUGUGCUUUGGAGCAGGAGGCCAGCUGGUCCGAGUGUGCCCUAACUCCCCGGCUGAUGGGCAGCCUGCCCUCAUUGAAAUGCACAGCCUGGAGGUAAUCCUUCAUGACACCAAAGAGCAGGAGGAGAUGCGAGCCUUCCCAGGGCCUCUGGUCAGGGAGGAUUUGCACAAGGUGGAUGUGAUGACAUUUUGCCAGCGCAAAGCAGCCAUGAGCUGUGAUUUGGAGACUGAGAGAGGCAGAGACUCAGCCCUGCUCUGGAAACUCUUGGUCCUCCUUUGCCGGCAGAAUGGGUCCAUGGUGGGCUCAGACACAGCUGAGCUGCUGAUGCAAGACUGCAAGCGCCUGGAGAAGUAUAAAAGGCAAGAGCCAGUGGCCAAUCUGAUCAACCUGACCAAUGAAGAGUGGCCAGUGCAGGGCUCCGGGACACCAGACCUCCUCACUGGGGAGAUCCCACCCAGCAUGGAGACACCAGAGCAGAGAGUGGAGAAAUUCACCAAGCUCCUCUUCUAUGGCAGAAAGAAAGAAGCCCUGGACUGGGCCAUGAGAAGCCAGCUGUGGGGUCAUGCCCUAUUCCUGUCAAGCAAGAUGGACCUGAGGACCUACAGCUGGGUUCUAUCUGGGUUCACCAGCACGCUGGCCCUCAACGACCCCCUGCAGACUCUCUUCCAGCUCAUGUCCGGAAGGAUACCUCAGGCAGCUCUGUGCUGUGGGGAUGGCAGGUGGGGAGACUGGAGACCACACCUGGCAGUGAUGCUGUCCAACCAGGUUGGGGACACUGAGCUGAACCACCGGGCCAUCGUCGCCAUGGGAGACACCUUGGCUGGGAGAGGGUUAAUAGAAGCUGCUCACUUCUGCUAUCUAAUGGCGAAUGUCCCUUUUGGUCACUACGGGGUUAAGACAGACCACAUUGUCUUGCUGGGCAGUGACCCCAGUCAGACAUUUGUACAGUUUGCCAAGACGGAAUCUAUCCUAAGGACUGAAAUCUUUGAGUAUUGUCAGAUGCUGGGACGUCCCAAAUCCUUCAUCCUCUCCUUCCAGGUGUAUAAACUCCUUUACGCUGCACGCCUGGCGGACUAUGGUCUCACCUCCCAGGCCUUGCAUUACUGCGAAGGGAUUGGCACAGCUCUGCUAGACCAGACCCAGGCCAGCCAUCCGGUGCUGUUAGAACAGGUUAUCAAGCUUGCAGAGCAGCUGAAGCUCUCUGACCCAUUGCUACUGGAAAGACCUGAGCAGGAACAGAACCUGGAACCCGACUGGCUCGUCCAGCUCCGAGCCCGAGGCCAACAAUGGGAGAAGGAAGGCGACCUCCCCAACUUGGCAUCCGCUCAGCCAGAGCUCUCCAGAGCCAGCGGAUCCACAGCAGACAGAGAUCUCCGUCAUGAGUUUGCACAAAACCCAGGCUACCAGCACAACCUAGAGUUCCAGCAGCAUAACCCCCCUGCUCCUGAGAGGACAGGCCAGUACCAGCCAGGUCUACAGGAGAACGUGUCCUUCCCGCCUGGUGCAUAUUCCAGGGUGGAGGGGUCAGAGCAGGCCAUAGCUUCUGUGCCACCUGAUGCCAUGCAAGAGAAUCGUCCCACAGAGGUCAGCUUUGGGGCAAACCUCUCUCUAGAGGGAAUUUCAAAUGACCAUUCCCCACAGGUCUACCAGCCACCAGGGAGCGCUGUGAGGUUUCAAGGACGCUCCCGGCCCUUUGGGGUUCAGAAGAACAUUCUGGAACAGCAGAGUGUGUUGAAUGCCAGGGCCCGAACCGUCUCAGAGAGCUCCACCAUCUCCGUGGAGGAGGACGCCUUGCGACCCCCAGAAGGCACAGGCGAGGGAGUUGCCGUAGAGCAGCCGUCGACGGAGGGGGCAGAGCGAGAGGAGGCAAAGGGCUCAGGGUUUGGCUGGUUCAGUUGGUUUCGAUCAAAGCCCUCCAAGGAGGUGACGCCUUCCAGAGAUGUGUCCGGCCCUGCCCCAGUCUCUGCUGCACUCGGGUCCCAGGAGAAGGAUGCACCAGCCCCACUUCCCUCUCCCCCUCCUCCAGCCACUGGAGCAAGCUCUUCAUCAUCUCACCCUCCUCGCCUGCUUCCGGCUUCCCCCAGCCCUCUCUCCAGAAGCUCAGCUAUGAAUGAAGCUAAAGGCUUGCAGGGCCCCGAUGGCAGGGAAUCAGCAGCCUUUCCUGGGGCUGGAGGCCAGGCUGACUCACAUGGCCCUCUCUCUGGUCCUGGUGGUCUCCUUCUUGCCCCUAGUAGAGGGCAGGUCCCACUCUUCAAUCCUGCUCAGGUUCCUCAGCUCUCCACUGCUGCCUCCCUUGGACUUGGCCAACCCAAGCGGCUCUCACAGCGGCGCUACCCAGCCCAGCCAUGACAAGGCGCUACCCAGCCUGGCCUGUCUACCAAGUCUCCUGUGGAGCAGAGGCUGCAAGAGUCCUUGCAUGGGGACAGAAACAGACUAUUCAUUUGUACUGAGUCCCUGCCCUUUUUCUGCCCCUUUUCCUCUUUCCCCUAGGAAUGUUGCCAGUA